Lacerta agilis (Sand lizard) is the source of this 1904-nucleotide messenger RNA. RefSeq names its product aladin WD repeat nucleoporin (gene AAAS). The transcript is spliced from 16 exons. Gene Ontology annotation, molecular function: protein binding. NCBI's taxonomy places the organism in Eukaryota, Metazoa, Chordata, Lepidosauria, Squamata, Lacertidae. Gene Ontology annotation, biological process: nucleocytoplasmic transport. The coding region runs from base 32 to 1648 and encodes 538 amino acids. The record is from RefSeq and is a predicted model, not a curated record. Gene Ontology annotation, cellular component: nuclear pore.
AGUGUGGCUUUUUGUCUGGAUCCCCAAGAGGAUGUGUUCCCUAGCGCUCUUCCCACCCCCUCCGCCUCCAGGAGACAUCACACUUUAUGAAUUUAAUAAUGCCCUGGUUUCUGGCCGCAGCUAUGAGAAGCUUCCACUUUCUUUCCAAGGACAGCUAGAAGACUUGCCUGUCCUGACCAUCCCCAAAGAAACUCUGAAAGCUCACAGUCGACAGGAACACAGCACUAAGCCUGCCUUCAUCCAUCACCGUGAGUCACUAUGGAAGAGGUGCAUCAAUGCCUGGCGUGACAUCGGAAUUGCUGGAGUGCUUGAAGAGCUUGCCUAUGCAGAGGAGGAGAGUGACUUGGAGCAGGAGAUGGAUGAGCUGCCUUGGACAGAUUCUGCAAAGGAACUAGCUCUCCGAUGGAUGAAAGCAGGAUCCCGCUACACAUUAGCACUCUGCUGUUGGGUCUCCUCUCUCCAUGGCUCCUUCUUUCCCCAUUUGUCGCUGCAAAGUGAAGACAUGAUAGCACAGUUCUCCCAGGCUGUGGAUUGGGCAGGCUGCUCAAUCCGAGCUUUCGCCUGGCAUCCUCACACCAGCAAGUUUGCUGUGGCCCUGCUGGAUGACUCCAUCCGUGUUUACAACGCAAACAGCGCCACCAUCCCGAUCCUAAAGCAUCGCUUGCAGAGGAACGUGGCAUCAGUGGCAUGGAAGCCGCUGUGCGCAUCUAUCCUUGCCGUGGCAUGCCACAGCUGUGUUCUGGUUUGGCAUCUGGACCCCACUUCGCUUUCCACCAGGCCUUCAUCUGGCUGUGCCCAGGUACUCAGCCACCCUGGUCACAGCCCCGUCACCAGCCUGGCCUGGGCACCCAGUGGAGGGUUGCUCCUCUCAGCCUCACCUGUUGAUACUGCCAUGCUUGUGUGGGAUGUAUCAACAGAAAACUGCAUCCAGUUGCAGUGGUUUGGAGGAGGUGGGGUCACAUACCUGGCUUGGUCUCCCGACGGCAGCAAAGUAUUAGCAGCCACACCUUCAGCAGUCUUCAGGGUAUGGGAAGUUCAGAUGUGGACUUGUGAGAAAUGGCCAACUAUCAAAGGUCCUUGCCGGACUGGCUGUUGGAGUCCGGAUGGCAGCCGCUUGCUCUUCACGGUCCAGGGGGAAUCGGUGAUAUAUUCUUUGUCUUUCCUGGAAUAUAGCAGUGAACAGCAAGGGCAGGUUGGUGGGUCGAAAACAGCUUCCAUCGUGGCUGAUCUGUCGGAAACCACUUUUGAGACCCUGUAUGGAGAGGAGAGGAUUGGAGGGGAGGUUCUUUCCAUGGUCUGGGACCCAAGUGGCGAGAGGCUUGCAGUUGUCAUCAGGGGAAAUCGUGAUGCUCCCGACUGCAGGGUCAUCAUUGCCGUGUUUCGCACCCGCAACAGCCCUGUGUUUGAGCUCUUGCCGUGUGGUUUCUUACAGGGAGAAGAUGGCGCUCAGCCACAACUCGUUGCUUUCCACCCUUGCUUUAAGAAGGGAGCUCUUCUGACAGUGUGCUGGUCAACAGGAAAGGUCAGCCACAUCCCCUUCUUCUUUGUGGUUGCCCAGUUUCCGUCUUUCAGCCCUGGGCAGAGUCCCCUCAUGCCCUUGGGCAGUAGAAGCAGUACCCGGGAGCAGCCACUGUUUUCUGAACUCUAAGGGUCAACAUACUGGGCUUUCUCCCUGCCAGCAUGUGCACCUUCAGAACAUUGGAGAUACCUGACACACGGUGAAGGCUGCUUCUGCGCGAGUCCAACUUUGGAGAGCGCCGUCUUCUCUCUGUCAGUUGCAGUUGAGGCGUCUAUUAGUAGGCUAUCCACAAGCAGCCUUUGAAGCCAGAAGAACGUCUGCCAGAGAUGGACCACUUUGUAGUGUUCGCAUUUGAGACAGAAAAUAAAAAACAACAAAGGGUGAA